Molecule: messenger RNA, 1251 nt
Organism: Symbiodinium pilosum
Lineage: Eukaryota; Dinophyceae; Suessiales; Symbiodiniaceae
Source: the annotation of a GenBank genome assembly
AUGGACAGCUUUGGCGCGCCGCUGCUUCCCUUGGCAGAGACGCGAGAAAGCAGAGCUCCCGUGGUGCAGGGCCUGGCGCUGACUGGACUUCUGGCCUGCGUGGCCCAGCUGCCAUGGCUUUUGGCACCGGAGCUUACAGGCGCGCCGCUUGUGCUGGCCUCCGGUCCGCUGGGUCUUGGGGGCUAUCUAGGAUCCCUCGGCAUCUUCUUGCGGCAGUACUAUGACUGCCUCAUACCAUACGUCUGGCCCAUCACUUACUGCGGGAUCUUCAUGUUUGUCCUGGUCUUUGUGAUGUCCUUCCUCAAUCACGCCAAGGACUUCUCCGGCUUUGCGAAGAUGAUGGAGGCCUUUGGACUACCAUGCCCGGCCUUCAUGGCUGCUGGAGGCCUCUUCUCUCUCCUCGCUGGUUCCUUGUGCUACCUCACAGGAAUCCCGGUCUUGAUGGAGUGGGGCGCGGAGUUCCUCUUCAUUUUCCUGAUAGCAUCUACAUAUUUCGGGCACUACAAACCUUGGAAGCAGUCCCAGGAAAUGAAUCACUUCAUAAUGGUCCUGAAGAAUAUCGGUCUAUGUGGACACUGCCUGCUGACCAUCGGCUUCGAGGUGCCGGAGAUCGGCAAAGACGGAACCCCUUUGGGCCUGCAUGGAGCUUUGGGCUCCUUGGGGGUUUUCUUUGGGAAGAUCUAUGCCCUCUUCCGGCCAUAUUCCUAUGUCUUCAAGUACUCCGGCUUGGUCCUCUUUGUCACGCCCUUCCUGUUAUCGUUUCUGAAUCAUGCGCAGGAUACCAAGCAGUUUGUUGGAAUGAUCAUGGGGUUUGGCUUUGGCCGUGCCAUGGCAACAUUCCUCGCUGUCUUCAGCUUGAUUCUCCUCUUCGUGUCUUCGCUCUUCUACGUGAGCGGAGUUCCAGUGUUGAUGGAAAUUGGGGCAGAGGGCCUCUUCACAUUCUUGCUCUUCGCGACCUACUUUGCCCAUGUCAGGCCCUACCGGCAGACAGGAGAUAUAGGUCACUUCUUGCACAUCCUCAAAAACAUCUCUCUGGCCGGGGCUUGCGUAAUGACGAUCGGCAUUGUCAUUCCCCAGAUCGGUGAGCGUGUGGGUGGCCUGCUGGUGGACGCCAUCAACCUCCAGUCCUCGCGGGAUGCUGCUGCUCUGUGGGCCUACGAUUUGGUGAUGCGCGAGGCCAUGGAACGAGUGAAAUACUGGGGAAAGAGCAAGAAGCCAUUAGCGAGAGAGGCUGGGGAGGGGUCCGGAUGA